Triticum aestivum (bread wheat) is the source of this 1082-nucleotide messenger RNA. Its product is annotated as indole-2-monooxygenase-like. The record is from RefSeq and is a predicted model, not a curated record. NCBI's taxonomy places the organism in Eukaryota, Viridiplantae, Streptophyta, Magnoliopsida, Poales, Poaceae. The transcript is spliced from 2 exons. Gene Ontology annotation, molecular function: heme binding; oxidoreductase activity, acting on paired donors, with incorporation or reduction of molecular oxygen; monooxygenase activity. The annotation marks the transcript as partial.
GUGAGCUUGGUGGUGGCCAAGAUUCACGAGGCCGCCGCAGUCGGUGGUGUGGUGGACAUGAGUGAGCUGCUCAAGACAUUCACAUAUGACAUGGCAUGUCGCAUCGUGUCCGGAGAAUUCUUCCUAAAAGAAGGACAGAGCAAGUUGUUCCAAGACCUCACCAAUGAUACGUCACUGCUGCUAGGAGGGUUCAAGGUGGAGGAGUACUUCCCAACAUUGUCUAGGGUAGGACUGCUUAAAAGGACAGUUCGUGCAAAGGCUGAGAGACUAAGGCAUAGAUGGGCCGAUCUGCUGGACAAGGUGAUCGAUUAUCAUGAGAACGAGGACAAGUCAGUGUUAGAUAACCAGGGUAGUAAUUUCGUCGAUAUUCUCUUGUCUGUUCAGCUCGAGUAUGGUCUCACAAGAGAGCAGAUGAAAGCUCUCCUAACCGAUGUAUUUUUCGGUUUAACUGACACAUCAUCUAACACCCUCGAAUUCACAAUGGCUGAGCUCAUGAGGAGGCCCCGCCUGAUUGGGAAGCUACAAGACGAGGUAAGGAGUAUCGAACCCCAGGGACAGGAAAUUGUUAAUGAAGCCGACAUUAGCAGUAUGACAUACCUAAGAGCAGUCCUAAAGGAGUCAUUCCGAUUUCAUCCUGUUGCACCUUUACUUGCUCCACACCUUGCCAUGGCUGACUGCAGCAUCGAUGGGUACAUGAUUCCUGCUGGGACGCAUGUCUUUGUCAAUGUAUGGGCCAUUGGUAGAGACUCUAGCUCAUGGGAGGAAAGUGAAGAAUUCAUACCUGAAAGAUUUACAGAGGAAGGCCGUGAUGUGCAUGUCAACUUUGUAGGGAGUAAUUUUAAACUCUUGCCGUUCGGGGCAGGACGCAGGAUAUGCCCUGGUAUAAACCUUGGAAUCAUGACUGUUGAGCUUAUGUUGGCAAACUUGAUGUACCAUUUCAACUGGGAACUGCCAAUAGGGGUUGAGAGGAAAGACAUUGAUAUGACAGAGGUGUUUGGACUAACUGUGCGCCUGAAGGAGAAAUUACUGUUAGUUCCAAAAUCAUGCAUGUAACGAAAUAAAAUCUUCUAAGUAAAUUUAUG